UCUCUCUCUCUCUCUUAUUUAUGCUCUGCUGACUACACCGACCAACUCUCUCUGCAGAAAGACUGAUGAACAGAAUGAGUUUCCUCUUCCUCUUCUUCUUCUUCGUAUUACUCUCAUCUUUCAACAAUGUUUCUGAUGCCAGCAAGAUCACGACCAACCCAUUCACGCCCAGAGCCUCCAUGAUCCGCCACUGGAACAAGCAAAUCUCUAACAGUAUACCAACACCGGUUUUCCUUCUCUCCAAAGCGUCUCCGCUCAAUGCAGCAAACGCCGCCGUUUUCACCAAACUCGCCGAGCAAAACUCGCUGUCUUCGCACCUCUACUCCUUCUGCUCAUUAGCCAACUUGUUCUGUGCCUUUGACGACUCAACCGCAGCCUUGACCAAAAAGGACGACACCAGAGACGCCGACUUCGCUGGCUACUCCAACAACCGCUUCGCCAACUACGGCUCGUCCCGGCAAGGCGGCGUUGACUCGUUCAAGAACUACUCUGACGGGUUGAACAACCCGAACGACUCGUUCAAGAAGUACAGCGGAGCCUCAACUGGCCACGGCGAAGCAUUCGCUAACUACGCCAACGAAGCAAACGUUGCUGACUCCAACUUCACCAGCUACGGCGCCGGCGCCACGGGCGGAUCUGGCCAGUUCACCAACUACGACAAGCUCGUCAACGUCCCCAACCUCCGGUUCACCUCCUACGACUCCGACGCUAACAACCACAAACUCUCUUUCACAACCUACAGCGACGAAACCAACUCCGGCGCUCAAGAGUUCGUCAGCUACGGCAAGAACGGAAACGGCGGCCCCAGCGAGUUCAACAGCUACGCCGGCAACUCUAACACUAUUGGCUCCGGAUUCACAGGCUACGGCGAGUCAGGUAAUGGCGCAAACGAUUCGUUUAAAGCGUACGGUGAAUCAGGCAAUAACCCACGUAGCAAUUUCAAGAACUAUGGCAAUGGAGGGAACGCGGGGAUCGAUAGCUUCUCAAGCUACAGAAAUGGAGCAAACGCGGGCGCCAAUUCUUUCCAAUCUUACGGUAAGAUUGCCAACUCCGGUCAACUGAGUUUUGCAAGCUAUGGAAAAUCGUUCAACCAUGGAAAAGACACGUUCAAAGAGUAUGGCAAAAGAUCGAUGGGUCAGACCACGAUAGAAUUCAAAUCUUAUAGCGUGGACCGUACAUUCAAAGAAUAUACCAAUAAGGGUGUCACAUUUUCUGAGUACAGCAAUAUCAGCACCGCAUCAGCAGGUUCUUUGCGCAAGAGUGGCAGUUCUGUAAAUAAAUGGGUAGAACCGGGCAAGUUUUUCCGGGAGGCUAUGUUGAAGGAAGGGAAUGUUGUGGUGAUGCCCGACAUUAGGGACAGGAUGCCUAGAAGGUCGUUUUUGCCACCGUGGAUUUUGUCCAAAUUACCAUUCUCGACCAACCGUCUGUCGGAGCUCAAGGAAAUUUUCCACGCGCGAGAGAGUUCGGUAAUGGAGCGCGUGUUUGUAAACGCGCUGGCCGAGUGCGAGAGGGGUCCGAGCCAGGGUGAGAACAAGCGGUGCGUGGGGUCGGUGGAGGGCAUGCUAGACUUCGCCGUCUCGGUCUUGGGCAACAAUGUGGUUGUGAGGACCACAGAAAAUUUGAACGGGUCAGAUCAAAAGGUGAUGAUCGGGACGGUCAAAGGGAUCAACGGUGGAAGAGUGACGAAAUCGGUGUCAUGCCAUCAGAGCCUGUACCCUUACCUAUUGUAUUACUGUCACUCUGUGCCCAAAGUUAAGGUGUACGAGGCUGAUAUUCUUGACGUGAAAACCAAGACCAAGAUCAACCAUGGUGUUGCCAUCUGUCAUAUUGACACAUCAGCUUGGAGCCCAAACCACGGGGCCUUCGUGGCACUGGCGUCCAGCCCCGGACAAAUUGAAGUGUGCCACUGGAUCUUUGAGAACGACAUGACGUGGGCUGUCGCUGAUUGAGUACCAAAUAUUCCUUGGUUUAAUUUCAUGUUUCAUUAAAGUUGAUCAUGACAUUAUUCUCAUGAAUCAUUGCUAAUAUCUUAAUUAUAGCAAUUAAUGUCAUAAUUACCUUUUACCAA
Corylus avellana is the source of this 2068-nucleotide messenger RNA. Its product is annotated as polygalacturonase 1 beta-like protein 2. The record is from RefSeq and is a predicted model, not a curated record. NCBI's taxonomy places the organism in Eukaryota, Viridiplantae, Streptophyta, Magnoliopsida, Fagales, Betulaceae.